Molecule: messenger RNA, 1252 nt
Organism: Exophiala mesophila
Lineage: Eukaryota; Fungi; Ascomycota; Eurotiomycetes; Chaetothyriales; Herpotrichiellaceae
Exons: 6
Coding region: 109-1053 (314 amino acids)
Source: RefSeq, a predicted model, not a curated record
CAUCAUCAUCGCGGACCGAUCGAUCGAGUGAGGAAUUGAUAUUGGUCGUUGUCUCCAGAAAGAGUUCAUAUUAAUUGUGUCAUACAUACUUCACACACCCAGCCCAUCAUGUCUCCAAAAUAUACCCUAACCACAACGGAUAAUCUUCUGCUCUGCAACACUUGUGGCGCACAAUAUGAUGUGGAUGAGAGUGUUGGGAAGUCUGAAUGUCGAAUCUGUGAGGAUCCUCGACAAUUCAUCCCCCCAACAGGGCAAUCAUUCACAACUCUGGGCCGAUUGAAAAGCGAAGGCAAAUACGAGAAUGUAUUUGAACGAAACGAAAAGGAUUCAAAGGUCAUUGAAAUCCAUACUGAGCCGAAGUUUGCCAUCGGGCAACGCGCUUGUUUAAUUCAAACACCUCAUGGAAAUGUCCUCUGGGAUUUGGUUGCGUUGUUGGAUCAGAGGACGGUUGAUAAGAUCACUGAACUCGGCGGGUUGGAAUUUAUCGUCAUUUCUCAUCCUCAUUUCUACACAACAUGGGCCGACUGGUCAACGACAUUUAAAUGCCCUGUCUACAUGACCGAAGUGGACUCAGUAUGGGCGAAUCGAAAGGACGUUUCGACAGCCAAUCUCAAACUCCUCAAAGACCCGUACACCGAACUACUCCCCGGCAUCACCGCUGCAAUAUGCGGUGGCCACUUUCCCGGUAGUAUGGUCCUGCAUUCGGCCGUGCCCAAUACCGAUGUCCCGACCCUUUUCGUCGCAGACACGAUAUUCGCCGUGGCGUCGGGUCAUAACCCAGACCCCGGGAAGAGACAAGACACUGUCUCGUACCAGUUCUUGUGGAGUAUUCCCAAUUACAUCCCUUUGCCUCCAGAUACCGUCUUGCAGAUUUGGCAACGCUUGAAGAGAUUUGAUUUCAAAGCCACAUAUGGCGUCUUUGCCCAGAUCACCAAUGUUUUCGAAAAACCAGGUCAAACGCUCAGUCUCAAAGGCAGGGUGUUGCAGAGUGCCAAGAUCACUGUCAAGGCUAUGGGAUAUUCUGACCAUUCGAUAUUUGCCGAGGAGCUAUGAUGGAUUCUGUGGAUUGAUGUCGUGUAACCCCCUGAUGUGGUCGUAGUCUUUUCUAAUGAGUAUUGGUGUGAGGGGUGGGUUUCUGUGUUAUUUUGCCGAUCGGUAUCUUCGCAGAUCAGACGAGUAAAACUGCAUUGAGGCAUCCAUCACGGCUGGGAUCGUUGGUGACUUGAGCAUACUUUCCCCAAACCACUUUACC